UGCGCCUCCCUUUCGCCUCCGCGUCCCGCUGCGGGUAAAGAGCGAGCAGGCGAGUGGCUGGGGUUGCCUGGCUGGCGGAGAAUGGCGAAGAAGCUGCCGCCUGCCGCUGCUUCCCUGACUGGAACUGCAGCGGCCGCUUUGCCUUUGCCCUGACCCAGCCGGGAGCCCCGUCCUCUCCCCGCUCAGUUUCUCCUCCUUGGACCCCCUCCUUGGAGAGCGGAGCACGCGGCUCUCGAGGGCUCUCCUCAGGCAAAGAAGAAGGAAGGAAGGAAGGAAGGAAGGAAGGAAGGAAGGAAGGAAGGAAGGAAGGAAGGAAGGAAGGAAGGGGGUCUUCCUCGAAGGCAGAGCCCCCCUCCCCCCUUCCGGGUCCUUCCCUCCUCCCGCGUGAGGUUUUUCUCUCCGGGCCGCUCCGCCUAGAUGCUGCGGCGGCUCCUUCUUCUGCCGGGGCGCCAUGGCCACCGCGACGCUGCUCUGCCGGGUGCAGUUCCUGGACGACACAGACCCCUUCAACAGCACCAACUUCCCGGAGCCCAGCCGGCCGCCGCUCUACCCCUUCCGCCAGGACCUGCCUCUGGCCACCCAGUUGCCCGGCGUCCACCGCCUCCUGAAAGCCCCUCAAAAGCUUGAUGACUGUGCUCUGCAACUGUCUCACAAUGGCACCUACUUGGAUUUAGAGUCUACACUAGCUGAGCAAAAGGAUGAAUUGGAAGGUUUCCAGGAGGAUUCUGGCAGGAGCAAAAAACACAGUAUAAUCCUAAGGACCCAACUCUCAGUCAGAGUCCAUGCUUGUAUCGAAAAACUUUACAACUCCAAUGGACGGGAGUUGAGGCGUGCUCUCUUCUCCUUGAAACAAAUAUUUCAAGAUGACAAGGAUUUGGUUCAUGAGUUCGUUGUGGCAGAGGGCCUCACUUGUUUAAUAAAAGUGGGAGCAGAGGCAGACCAGAACUACCAAAAUUAUAUCUUGAGAGCCCUGGGACAAAUUAUGCUGUAUGUGGAUGGGAUGAAUGGUGUAAUAAAUCACAAUGAAACAAUCCAGUGGCUGUACACCCUCAUUGGGUCAAAGUUUCGCCUGGUUGUAAAGACAGCACUGAAGCUACUCCUUGUUUUUGUGGAGUACACUGAAUCCAAUGCUCCAUUUCUCAUUCAUGCAGUGUCCAUAGUAGAUGGAAAGAGGGGCCUUCAACCAUGGUCCAAUGUCAUGGAGAUUUUGGAGGAAAAAGAUGGAGUUGACACAGAACUUCUAGUUUAUACGAUGACUUUAGUGAACAAGACUUUGUCUGGCUUACCAGACCAGGAUGCCUUCUAUGAUGUAGUUGACUGUCUAGAGGAACUGGGGAUGGAAGCUAUUUCCCAGAAACACUUGAACAAGAAAGGAGCAGACUUGGACUUAGUAGAGCAAUUCAACAUUUAUGAGAUGACGCUGCAGCAUGAGGAUGGGAAUGACAAUGGUGAGGCUCCUCCUAGUGGCCGCAAAGAUCGAAGAAGGGCCAGUCUCGGCUGCAAUGAGCGAAGGUGGCUGGAACGUAGGAGGAGUCGCAGGCAUUCUGCCCAGAACGCCAAAAGCACUUUAUCAGCCCCUGCUAGCCCUUGCACUCAGGCAAGCCCCAACUUUAUGAUUAGCCAUGGGCAGGGCACUGAAGAUCUCAGUGAAAAAGAGGAGGAGAAUGAAGAGGAAGAGGAACAGCCAAUCACAGAGCCUAAUACAGAGGAUGAGGGGGAAGAAGAGGCUACUAGGCAGGUCAAAGCCAGUGAGCUCCCAGAACUACAGGUGGUUAAAUACAGUACACAAAGUUCUGAGUCUUCAGGUACCUCAAGUGUACUUUCUCAGGAUGAGAGGCCACCAGUGAGCUUUAGGACACAAAGUCCAUCCAGGAGUCCAUCAGCUUCUGUGUCUGAUUCAUUUGCUUCACACGAUUAUAACCUCCCAUCAUCAGCUUCCUCAUCUGUGUCCAUCAACUGCGUCCAAAAUGCAUCUUCAGUUACUCCGAAAGUGUUUCCAACGAUUGAAAAAAUGCCUUAUGUACCACAUAGCCCCUUUCACCUUUUCUCCUAUGAUCUUGAAGAGCCUUCAACUGUGAAAGAAAAGGAAACAGAGGGAAUGAGGGAACACAGGUCAUCCUUGGGUGGUCUCCUUACAUCAUCCUAUCGACAGCACCAAGAAUCCUUGGCAGCAGAAAGAGAGAGGCGACGACAAGAGAGAGAAGAGAGGCUGCAAAGGAUAGAGCGUGAAGAAAGAAACAAAUUUAAUCGUAAUUAUCUAGGCAAGAGAGAAGAGCUAAGACAAGCAAGAGAAGAGAGAUACAAAUACUUGGAGAAAUUGGCAGCUGAAGAAUAUGAGAAGGAACUGAGAAGUCGAAGUUUAUGUAGGGGAAGAAGUGACCUGUCCUUGAAUUUGGGCUCUGCUUCACCCAUCACUUCUCCCAGUCCCCAGUGUGCAAGUCCAGCUUCAACAGAUUCUCAGGACGAACUAAAGACUCCUGCGACAAUUUUCAAAACACCUCAAACUCCAGAAGUGAGUGCCAGUGAACCUGAAUGUGAACCAGAACCUCAGCCAGAGGCAGAAAACAAAACAGAGCAGAAAGAUGAGGCAGAGUUCGAACAGGGAACAGAAACUCCCCAAGAUGUAGAGGUUGCAAUGGUGGAGCCAGAGAGUGAAGUGGAGCAAGGACCAGAGCAAGAAACAGAAGAAGGUGCAAUACUCAGUGAAAAAGAGAGGCAGAAUGAAGAUGUGAACGAAAAAGACAACUGCUCUGCAUCAAGCAUAUCCUCGGCAAGCAGCACUUUAGAAAGGGAGGAAAGGGAGGAAAAAAUAACCAGCAACAGUACAGCUGAUCCAUGGUUACAGACCGCUCAAGAUGUUGGUGUGAAUGAUCAGUGCAGCAACAUCCUCAACAACAAGCGGUUCAUGCUGGACAUGUUGUAUGCCAAUAACAAGAAGCCCAAGGAUGAAAAGGAUAAAGAGCUGGAGGAGAAGACGGAGGAAAAGAAGAUGACAGAGGCAAAUGUAGACAGUCUCACUAGCCUGGCCAGCAGGAUCUCAGUCUUACAGGCCACGAAGCAGGCCAAAGAUGAAAGUGUCAAAAAAAUGGAAGUUGGCAAUUUGGACAAUCAAGGCAGUGUGAAAGCCUUUGCAGAACGAUUCAACAAUAGUGAGAUGGGCAAAACUGCAUACUUUCCUGAAAGUGACUUUACUGAAAAGGCCAAUGAAAAAACACCGAUCCAGACUAAGAAGGAAUCUGACUAUAUUUGGGAUCAACUCAUGGCCAAUCCAAGAGAACUUAAAAUCAAAGAUAUGGAUUUUACAGACUUAAGGGACGAGGAUGACGUUGACGUAUUAGAUAUGGAAAUGCAUCCUAGAGACUCCUUAGCUGCUCCUCCACCACCUCCACCUUCCUUUUUGGGUUUGCCUCCUCCACCCCCUCCCUUGUUUUAUGGAUGCCCCCCUCCACCCCCACCCUCUAGUAAUUUAUUGGCUCCCCCUCCUGUUUUUGGCAUUGCUCAGGGUUUUGGGUCACCUCCACUUACUAGAAAUCAGCCAGCCUUUGUAAAAAAGAAGAAAACAAUCCGCCUAUUUUGGAAUGAGGUGAGGCCAUUUGAGUGGCAGUGUAAGAAUAACAAAUGCUGCAAAGGAUUCCUGUGGUCAAAACUGGAGCCUAUUAAAGUGGAUACUUCCAAACUAGAACACCUCUUUGAGUCUAAAUCCAAGGAGCUUCCUGUCACAAAGAAAACUGCUGCAGAUGGCAAGAGGCAAGAAAUCAUUGUGUUGGAUUCCAAGCGGAGUAAUGCCAUCAAUAUUGGGCUGACAGUAUUACCCCCUCCAAGGACAAUCAAGACUGCCAUUUUAAACUUUGAUGAAUAUGCCUUAAAUAAAGAAGGAAUAGAGAAAAUUCUCACAAUGAUUCCCACUGAAGAGGAGAAACAGAAAAUUCAGGAAGCUCAGUUAGCCAACCCUGAUACCCCACUGGGCACUGCUGAGCAGUUCCUUCUUACUCUUUCUUCCAUCACUGAACUUACUCCUAGACUUCAACUCUGGGCAUUCAAAAUGGAUUAUGAUCUUGUGGAAAAGGAGGUUGCAGAACCACUUUUGGACUUAAAGGAAGGAAUGGACCAGCUGGAAAAUAAUAAAACCUUGGGAUUUAUCCUUUCUACUUUACUAGCCAUUGGAAAUUUUCUCAAUGGAACCAAUGCCAAAGCUUUUGAACUGAGCUACCUCGAGAAGGUUCCAGAAGUCAAGGAUACAGUUCACAAGCAGUCUCUACUACAUCAUAUCUGCACAAUAGUGGUGGAAAAAUUUCCAGACAGCACAGACCUUUAUUCUGAGAUUGGGGCCAUCACUCGGUCAGCAAAGGUUGACUUUGAACAGCUUCGGGACAACCUUUGUCAAAUAGAGAAACGAUGCAAAGCAUCAUGGGAUCACCUGAAGGCUAUAGCAAAGCAUGAAAUGAAAUCAACAUUAAAGCAAAAAAUGUCUGAGUUCCUUAAGGACUGUGCAGAAAGAAUCAUAAUAUUGAAAAUUGUCCAUAGAAGAAUAAUUAACAGGUUCCACUCUUUCUUAUUAUUUAUGGGUUAUACUCCUUAUGCAAUCCGUGAAGUCAACAUCAAUAAGUUCUGCAAAAUUAUUAGUGAAUUUGCUUUGGAGUAUCGCACCACCAGAGAACGGGUUUUGCAGCAGAAGCAGAAGCGAGCCAACCAUAGAGAAAGAAAUAAAACCAGAGGAAAAAUGAUCACAGAUACUGAUGAAGAAGAUGACAAUGAGUCUGGGAAAUUCUCCAGCAGCUCCCCCACAUCACAGAACCAACCACAAGGCCUGCAAUAUGCUGAAGAUGCUGUGGAACAUGAGAACAUGAAGGCUGUCCUGAAGAUAUCAUCUCCGGGCGGGGAGAACACCACUAUGUUAGGAGUGCGCACUAGAAGCAGAGCCAAUCGAGGUCGCAUUGGUUCAUGGAACACUGGCAAUGAUGAUUCACCUAAUGCUACAGAUGACACAGCAGAUGAGAUAAUGGAUCUCAUUGUCAAGUCUGCCACGGAAGUGCCAAAUCAGCGAGCUGUACCCAGAGAAAGGAAAAGAUCAAGAGCAAACAGAAAGUCAUUGAGACGGACCCUUAAGAGUGGACUGACACCAGAAGAAGCUAAAGCACUGGGUCUGAUGGGCACUUCCGAGAUGCAGGUGUGAUGACAGCACCCAAGUGAGCUACAGGAAGAACCAUAAGCGUGUACACACACAUUUUAUACACAUAUAUGCACAGCCACACAUCCUAACACAGGCUGCCAACAGCAUUUUGGCUUGACAUUCUUCUGCCGUUCUUCAUACCCUGCCACUUUCAGAACACUAUAGUGGAGGGAAACAGAUAAUCAACACAAAGGGCUAAAAUUAAGGCACAUGUAACUUACCACUACCAAAUUAAGUCAGUUCUGGGAGUAAUUUGGAAAUCAUCAUGCUGCAUUGAUAUAGCCUUUGAUGUUAUCUUGUUUUAUGUGAAAGGUGUUUAUGUUCAUUUUCCUUGUGGCCUGUAUAGUAAUUAUUAAGUAAUCUGUUUUGGCACUUCAAGAGCAAUGCUUUCAACAGGCAAACUUUUGCUACAAUUACUGUGACUUUGCAAAGUCAAUGUUUAAAAACAGAUAUGCACCAUUGUUUUUAUCUUUCCUCCAAAGAAUGUACAAAUGUAUGUCUACUUGUGUAUAUACAAUUUGAGUAUGUGUGUGUAUACACACACGUGCCUGUAUGCCCCAUGCUCCUACUGAGUCCAGGUGCCUUCAACCUUCAUUCAUACUAUCCUGCAAGAAGAGAGUUCCUUUUUACAAGAACUCUUUUAUGCUGGAUUGUUUUUUCUGCUACGAUCUUUCUCACAUUGCACAUUUCUGUAUAGUGGCACACAGUCACAGCAAAGUACCUGUAGUUACUCAACUCAAGAGGUGAACAAAUACAUAUAUUAUAGUAGUAUACUAGAAUGUAGCCAGUUAAAAAUAAUGUUUGUGUCAAGGUUAAGUUAGAGUUCUGUGCGUACAUGUGAACCCAUUUGACUGCAUUUCUAACCUUAUAUAACAAAGUUUAAGAAUACCAGUCUAGGUGACGUUUCCCAUGCAGAUACACUCCAUUCAUAAUAACAAUGAAAAUAACAAUUGUUCUCAAUACCCAGAUGUUAAACAUCCAGAGAUGUCCUUUCUAAAGUCAGCAGACUGUAGUUUGAAGAAUAAUUUUAAAGAAAUGCCUUACACUUUUUUUUGCAGCUUGCAUUGUUCAGCUCUUUCACUUUCAUAAAGCAAUCCUGCUUGAAAAAUUCAAAGAACAGAGUACACUCAGUGCAAUGUUUAGGGUUUACAAAGGGUGGUACAGAAGGGGUUUUUUUAAUACUAAAACAUACCUCUAAGCUCGUAGUAGUAAAGAAGUCAUAAUGUUAAUCAUACCAUCCAAUUGGUAUGAUUAAGAGAAUGUUCCAUAUUAUUCCAGAAAAUUUCAGACUCAAUCUUUGUACAGAAAACCAAAAUACUAAACAUGUAAGAAAAUGCACAAGAAGUUGUAGUACUGUAUAACAUCUCACAUUCUACUCUUGGUUUUGUCUUAUAAUUUACAUUUAUUUUGCUCUGUUCUGGAUAGUGUUCUUUUAUAUGUAAAAGUAACUGUGAAGUCCCAGAAAAUGUGUUCCUCAAUAUUUGAUAACCCUUGUUUUAUUUGGGAUUCAGUAGAUACUUAGAAUUAAGUCCCUCUGCACUCAAUGAGGCUUAUUCCCAGAUAAAUAUGUAUAUGAUUGCAGCCUUCAUAGUUCCACAAUGCUGUGGAAAUAAUUUCUUGAUAUGGCUGGUCAUCGAGGAGAAGGUAUCAUUGGCCAGUAAAUGACAGAAAUUUGCAUUUAUUUCAUUUUAUUUACUGAAAGCCGGUAAGUCUUUGGCAUGACAUUUCUACGUCCUGCCUAUAAGAAACAUUUUGCUACUUCUCCAGAACCUCUUAGAGUAAUGCAUUAUUUCCAUGUUUUUUUUUAUUUUUUGCAGGAGGCUGGGGCUCUUUCCUCUAAUGGAAAUAACCCCAUUAGAGGACAGAGACCCAGCUUGCCAUAAAAAUAAAAUUGUUGCUUUGGUUGCAUAAUUUUUUACUAUUAGUAUCCACAAGAAGAAUGUAGACUUUAAAAAAAUCUUUCUAACAAAUAUAAUAUUGGGAGGGGGGUAGAAUUCCUACCCUAAACUAUUGUAUUGCACAUUGCCAUUUUAUUAUAGAAUAUAAAGCCUACCUUUCAAUGAAAUUCUCAGGGGAGCAUACAAAAAUGACAUUGAUGCAACAUUCUCCUCUUUACUUAUUAAAGCAGUGUUUUGGGAUUAUACUUUAACACAUGUAGAACAUUUUACAAGGUCUUAUUUUUAUUUGUUCUCACAUCUGUUCCAGUAAAAGUUAGAAUCUUCAACCACUUAACAUAAAGGCCUAAAUCCUGUGGAUAAUACUACCUGCCAUAUAAUUGAAUCAAGAAGAUUCACUAUUGUCUGAGUGAGUCUAUCUAGUUCAGUGGUUCUCUACCCGUGGGUCCCCAGAUGUCUUCAACUCCCAAAAAUCCUAACAGCUGGUAAACUGGCUGGGAUUUCUAGGAGUUAUAGGCCAAAUACCUGGGGACCCACAAGUUGAGAACCACUGAAUCUUGGUUGGACUACCAUUUGGUAGACUCAGACCUUGGACCAGACUGUCCACAACAAUAACUGUUUUUACAUAUUACUAAAAGUAGAACUGUCAUCUAUUUUAUUCAUUCUUGGCAAAUAAAAUACUCUCAAAUAUUUUCCCAAAAUGCUGUUAUAGUAUCUAUGGGGUUGUUUCUAUUGCUCUUUUUUAAUUCUUCUUCCAAUAUAACCUAGGAUCCAAAUAAUUACUAUGGCUCAUGCAAGUGAGCUCAGAAAAAAUUCUGACAUUUUUUGUUUGCUAGGGAUACCUAACAUUCCCAAAUUACAACCCGUUCUUUAAAUCCUCAUCAGUUUGAAAAACCAUUUCUGAUGAGAGAGGAGGCUUCCCUUUGGAGAAGCAGCACACAUUUUCUGGCUGUGUUUUGGCCAUUACUUUUGCUUGCCUGAGAUUAGCAGAACCUUCCUAUCUACUCCUAACAAAAUUUAGUUAUUAUUGACCUUGCCUACACUGAAGAAGCAUCAGCAUGGGUAAAAUAAUAAAAUAAUCGAUGUCUUGAUUUUGAUCCCAAAAACUACACUUUUUUUAAUGAGUGAGUAGAAAAUGAACAUAAGCCUCUGCUCUUCAAAAAGUCAGAAGAGAAAAACAAAUUCCUCUAAAUUCAGGACUAGGGUCAUAACUUAACAGUACUUAACCCAAGAAGUCCGCCAAAAUUUCAUGUAUUUCUGUUGAAUGUUCAGGGACAAAAUCCACUCUGCAACUAGCACAAAGCUCAGGCAGACACAACAAACUGAAUAAAAAAUGGCCAUUA
This is a messenger RNA of Anolis sagrei ordinatus, 8408 nucleotides long. It is a transcript of the gene FHOD3, whose product is annotated as formin homology 2 domain containing 3. Gene Ontology annotation, biological process: cardiac myofibril assembly; cortical actin cytoskeleton organization; sarcomere organization. The record is from RefSeq and is a predicted model, not a curated record. Gene Ontology annotation, cellular component: cytoplasm; cytoskeleton. Gene Ontology annotation, molecular function: actin filament binding. Lineage: Eukaryota; Metazoa; Chordata; Lepidosauria; Squamata; Anolidae.